AUGGCUUCUCCUGCCCAUUCCAUCCUCAUACUCACACUUAUCUUCUCUAUGAUGUUCCUAGCACUUAUCUCACCGGCGAGUGCUCAACCCACAGGAUUACUUCAGCGUCGAACGGCAAGGAAUGUCGCUCCCAACCCGUCGGUACAGCUAAAACAGGUAACUCGUACCGAGUUGAUCGAACGAGCCAAACGAAAAGCUACAAGGACCACUAAAAGGCAAGCAGCACCAUCUUGCAGCACCUCGGACAACCGGCAGAUGUUCACCGAUGCGUUAGGUGGUAUAGCUGCACCUGCGGUGUAUGGUUGUUCUGGUACAUGGAUGACUUCGGGUCAAAGGUACAAUUUCGAAAUUGACGCACUCAAUGCGAGUUGUUAUGAGCAGAUGCAGCAGUGUCAGCUGGCGGCCAACCAGGGUGGUAACAAGGGUGAUCUCACGGUGUCAAAUUGUGAAGGGAAGCAAGCACAGGCUUGUCUGAAAUUAGCAUCGGAAACCGCAUCAUAG
Molecule: messenger RNA, 501 nt
Organism: Kwoniella botswanensis
Lineage: Eukaryota; Fungi; Basidiomycota; Tremellomycetes; Tremellales; Cryptococcaceae
Exons: 4
Coding region: 1-501 (166 amino acids)
Source: RefSeq, a predicted model, not a curated record